ACCGAAAGUGGGCAGCUUGCCCGCGGUAGGUGUCCGCCUCUCUCACCUCCAUCUCGCCGCGCGACACAACAUCCCUCUUUCCCACAACCUCUCCACCCACCCUGUCCUGCAUAACAAACCACCUACCGCACAACUCUUUGUUCGCGACCAGCACGGGCUCCCAUACCGGACUCCCCCCAUCCGAAACCAACCCGCAAAUCCUUCGCAAUGGCUGGCGAGAACAAUGGCAUCACCGCGCCCGGCGCCGCUGCCGAUGCAGCUGCCGAGUCAAAGGGCAAGGGCAAGGCCGUCGCCGAGAACCUUCCUCAGGACGCCGAGAUGGACGAGGAUGACGAUGAUGAUGACGAGGAGGCUGACGAUGGAGCCGAGGAAGCUGAGGACGUAGAGGAGGACGGGAUGGAGGAGAUCAACCCCGAGAACGUGAUCGGCCGCCGCACCCGCGGCCGCGUCAUCGACUUUGCCAAGGCGGCGCAGGAGCAGAACAUCAACGUCGACGACGAGGACGAAGAUGAGGACGACGACUUUGAGCUUCCAGACGAGAAGAUGGACGAGGACUAAGUCGACUCUUCCGUCUCGACGAGAUUCACGAAGACAAGAUGGGGUAAAAAAAAAAACUUUUGGGUGGCGUCCACAUGGGGGUAUGCGGCUGGCUGGCACAGGGGUGCUUUUUUUUUUUCUGAUGAUUUGAUACGAAAGUACAUAACGCCUCGACGUCGAUCUGAAGCCGUGUCAGCUGCUUGGAUCUCCGUGGUACCGGCUCGACUUCCAUGCGCUCUUUGUGAGCUGGAAGAGAGCUUGGGGCUUAAAUAUACGUCGGAUAUGGAAUGCCAGGAUGGAUAAACAGCUUCCAGCCAGGGGUAUGCACGGCUGGGGCGCAUGCGAGUGACCUGCCUCUGCAAAUGAUACAAGGCCUUUUACUUCCUGGAGUUGCCGUCAGUGGAUUUCUACGACCGCACAAUCCAACUCGGCGUCACAGCCGU
Messenger RNA from Gaeumannomyces tritici R3-111a-1, 980 nucleotides. RefSeq lists its product as hypothetical. The transcript is spliced from 3 exons. The record is from RefSeq and is a predicted model, not a curated record. The coding region runs from base 208 to 558 and encodes 116 amino acids. Lineage: Eukaryota; Fungi; Ascomycota; Sordariomycetes; Magnaporthales; Magnaporthaceae.